AUGUCUUUUUCAAAUAGUUUAGCUAGAUUUGCAAUCAUUUCAAAAAAUAGUGGAUCAAAUGCAAAAUAUUUACAAUACUAUCCAGUACACAAAUUUAAUAAAAUGCAAUACAAUGAAAAGCAACAACAUAUGAAAUUCCAAAAAAUUUCAAACCCAGCUCCUCCUCAAUCCAAAUUUAAUAAACAAAACACAAAUAGCACUCAUUUAAAUACAAACUCUAAUUACUUAGUUGUUGACGAUGCUUAA
Dictyostelium discoideum AX4 is the source of this 246-nucleotide messenger RNA. RefSeq lists its product as hypothetical. The transcript has 2 exons. NCBI's taxonomy places the organism in Eukaryota, Evosea, Eumycetozoa, Dictyosteliales, Dictyosteliaceae. The coding region runs from base 1 to 246 and encodes 81 amino acids. The record is from RefSeq and is a predicted model, not a curated record.